AUGUCCGACUUCACGCAGUACUUGGAUCUCUCGACGUACCCACCCUUUUCUCCGCUUAUGGAGCCUGCUCAAGAUAUGUCCAUAACUAGACAACUUCCGGACUUCCCCACCUAUCCCUUCCCCACCAUAGGGAGCACCCUCGACGCCGCGACGGGCACGAUCGCCGAAGACCUCACUUCAUACAUGCCGCAACACGGCCCGUCGCUCGUCGGGAGCACCUCCGACACAGACGCGACGGACACGAACGCUGAACCUGAAUCUCUCGCUUCAUACCUCCAGCGAUGCGACCCGUUGCUCCUCAAGGAAUUCAAGAAGGAGUGGGGAUUCGAAACUGACUCUGACGACGGCUCUGGCUCGGGUCCUAGUUCUGAUAGUGUUUGGGAACAAGCGCAGAGAGAGGCGGAGCAUAUUCAACCAGCAGGGCGUGAAGAAGCGACGAGACAAGCAGAGGCUGAGCUACCGAUGGAUAUGGAUAUGGAUAUGGACGUCGCGAUGAACAUCGAUACGCACGAAGGCGCGAACGACGACGACGACGAGAACAAUGACAUCGACGUUGAUAUAGGUGUCGACAAGAAUUCGAAUGCGGGUGUCGGCUUCGAACUGAGUUUCACGGAAUUUACUCAGCUCUUAUCACCUUUGGAUUAUGGUGCUGGUGAUUCUGGGUCUGGGUCUGGUUCUGGUGACGGCUCCGACUCGACUAGCUCGUCCCCUCUGUCGGAAGUCCCCUCGACACCACCAUCGUCUUAUGAUCCUUCUCCAUCAACUUCUGCACCAUCUUCUUCUCAUGCUCCUCAGGCGUCUUCACGUAAGGGUCGUACAUCUCAGGUCGCCGGGGAGCCUCUCGUGACGCGUGCUGGGUCUCGUCUGAAACCUUUCGGUGCGGAUGCUACGAACGAGGAAAAGGACGAAAGUCGCCGCCUGUGGGGACAAAUGAGUACCGUUCUGAUUGGCCAAGGGUAUGCGUUGAAAGCGUGUCGGAGAAUUCCUCUGGACGAGAUGGUCCAGCCCGCCUAUAUUGCACGCGGGUCGGACCCUCUCGAUGCCUGGCAUUCGGGGCAGAAUUACUACCCCGUCCCCUCCGCACCCGAGCUCGCCAUCAAACGCUCUACAGGCUCUAGCUCACAACUGCCUCAGGCCGUCUCUCGGCGUGUUACUCCCGGCUUCAUCCACUUCGAGUCGAUCAAUCAAUACGGACCUGGAGUAGCUCUCAUCGAGGCGCUCAACGACAGGGACGUGGCAAACUCGAACUCAUGGCCGGCGUUUGACUUUGGUGGGAACAAGUCGGGGGAGAUAAUCCCAUUCUGGCCCGGCUAUGGUGAGGGUCGUCGUAUACAGAUUCGCCAGGGGAUGCGGUAUGGAGAAGUCGCGCGGCUGAUCGCCCAAGAAUACCACGCAUGUUGGAAGCGCUGGGGAGCGAUGACCGUCUCUGCCAAAGAACACCUGGGCCACCGCAUUGCGGAUUCCAGACACACCCGAAGGACGACGGCCAUUGAUUUCUCACAGGUCAGAUUGAGGGGAUUGUUCUCGCUCGGUAGUGGUGAGCCGUAUUACGCUCAUCUCGUGGUGAAGAUUCCUUGA
Stereum hirsutum FP-91666 SS1 is the source of this 1578-nucleotide messenger RNA. RefSeq lists its product as uncharacterized. NCBI's taxonomy places the organism in Eukaryota, Fungi, Basidiomycota, Agaricomycetes, Russulales, Stereaceae. The transcript is spliced from 4 exons. The coding region runs from base 1 to 1578 and encodes 525 amino acids. The record is from RefSeq and is a predicted model, not a curated record.